AUGUUUGCUCCUCAGCAGUAUACCGACAUGAUGGAAGCUGGCCGAAAGAGGCAACGAGACGAGGCUGAAUUGGCCAACGGAACUGCUGGCUUCUCCGAGCACCGUGCUAAACGUCUUCAAUGCCUACCAGUACGCACCUCGCCGAUGUCGACGCAGCACAGCCUGCAACCCCCCACGAUGAUGGCCUCUGGCAUGGAUGGCACGGAAUUCCCUUCAAAUAACAAUUAUUCGACCUGGCAAAAUAAUGCUUCCGACAACCAGCAAACGGCUAUGAUGGAAACCGUUGAAAUGCAGUCUGCGGUACCAAGCCACCUGCAAUCAGACGCUGCGACUAGUCGUAUCCCUACGCCUAUCCAGCCCAGUUUUGCCGACCAGCUUCGAGGCCAGCAGUGGGCCAAUUCUGCCGCUGGUCGCCAUGGCGUCGUUAACAUGGGCCACCACCAGGUUGGGAUUGCUGACCAGCCCUGCGCUCACUGCGACGCACCUCCCGGCCAAGAUUGGCAGAACAAUCGAAGACUGCCUUCUCCAAUCUCGGAAUCAGAUGAUUGUAUGGCGCACUCGCCCGGAAACUCUGCUGCGCUCCUCGCGAUGGAGCAUCCAAAUGCCAUGAUGGAUAUCGAGAUCCAGCGACAGGGCACUUCUGACGACGGAGAAGGCGAACCGGACUCUCCCAACUCUCAUCGAAAAGGUCACACUCGAAGCCGACACACUGUCAAUACCUGGACAUGGCAACCGGGCAUGAAGCGCAGUUUCAGUAUAGGAUACAGAUCCGACUGCGACAAGUGCCGUGACAAGGUGCCUGGCCACUUUAAUCACAUCAUUAUCUCAUAG
Molecule: messenger RNA, 831 nt
Organism: Akanthomyces muscarius
Lineage: Eukaryota; Fungi; Ascomycota; Sordariomycetes; Hypocreales; Cordycipitaceae
Exons: 2
Coding region: 1-831 (276 amino acids)
Source: RefSeq, a predicted model, not a curated record